AUGUGUGCGGCCGCGGAAAGUACCUCUCACGACUCAGCAGCAGGCUUCCCGUCGCCUGUUGUCGUGAAUCUUCCACGUGGUGAGUCACCACGUGCGACAGGUACGUUCGUUGCGUCUGCAGCGGGCUCCUCGGGUCGUAAUCAAGACAAGUCUGAGAUUGAGCUCAUCUAUUCUGGCGAAUCGGAUGUUGAAUUCGACUCGAAGGCGACUCCUCACGUCUCCGGAUCACCCGAGGCGGACACUGCAAGAGCCAGGUUGACUGGCUCUGGUCAACGUGGCGGUAUCAUGUCCGAGAUCUUUGGAUCGAGUGAUUAUUCCGAUGAAUUUCCGCCUCAAGCAAGUCCGCCUAACGAUAGGACGCGUGGGGAUGGUGGUGAUGCACCUGUACAUCACCACGAGCGAAGUAAUUCGAGUAAUCGGGGUAACACUGGUGCCAGGGAUCAUGCUGGCACUAGAUAA
Peronospora matthiolae is the source of this 459-nucleotide messenger RNA. The record is from the annotation of a GenBank genome assembly. NCBI's taxonomy places the organism in Eukaryota, Oomycota, Peronosporomycetes, Peronosporales, Peronosporaceae.